AUGAAGUCAAUCCUCAUUGUCGGUGCCACUGGAGCUCAAGGCGGCGCAAUCCUCCGUCACCUUUCCAGCACCGGACAAUACAAUAUCACAGCCUUCACCCGCAGUGCGACCUCCCCCAAGGCCGUCGAACUAGCGGCUCUGCCUAACGUCGAGAUCGCUGUUAGCGACGCCGCAACUGGCUAUGACACCAAAGCAUUUCUUGCUGCGGCCUCGGAGAUUGAUUGCGUUCUGGUAAACACAGACGGAUUCGCGCUUGGAGAGCAAGCCGAGAUCUAUUGGGGUGUCCGACUCUUUGAGUUGUCUGCUAGGGCUGGAGUCAAGCACUUCGUUUACAGUGGUCUCGAUUCGGUUGGACCCAAGACCAACUAUGAUCCUGACCUCUAUGUUGGCCACUAUCAAGGCAAGGCUAGAAUCCAAGGUGAGCUGCCUGCCAACAUCUAUACUUCCGAAUCUAGAUUAUUGACACAUACCCAAGAUUGGAUCCAUGCCCAGAAAGACGUGAAAAUGCAGUGGACUAUAAUUAGAUCGGGCCCAUACAUGGAACUCCUCUCUGCAGUUAUGUCACCCGCCAUUGAAGAGGACGGCUCUCUCACCUUCCAGCUUCCUCUCGACAAAGGUUCUAUCCCUUUUAUUCACCUCGGCGACUUUGGCAAAUACGUCGACUGGGCCCUCCAGCACCCUGAGGAGUCAAAUCAUUUGGACUUCGGCAUUGCCACUGUUCUCGCGACCGGCGAUGAUAUCGCCAAAGCUUCUGAGAAGGUCAGCGGGAAAACAAGUCGCUUCGCCAACGUUCCCAUUGACAUUUGGAACUCUGUUGCUUGGAAGGCACUACCAAACGGUCCCGAUACAAAGAUCGGCUUCCAGUCUGUCAAGGAUGACAGCGGGUUGCUUAUGACGUACGGGGAGAACUUCAAGAACUGGUGGAACCUCUACAAGGCUAGUCCCAGCGAUAACUCUGGAUUGAUCCAGAGGGACUUUGAGUUUCUGGAUAGAAUCGUGCCGGAUCGUCUCAAGAGUGUCGAGGAGUGGAUGAAGAAGGUUCAGUAUACCGGUGAUAAGCAAGACCUCCUGAAUCUUGAGGCUCAUACUAAGUAA
Messenger RNA from Fusarium proliferatum ET1, 1095 nucleotides. RefSeq lists its product as uncharacterized. Lineage: Eukaryota; Fungi; Ascomycota; Sordariomycetes; Hypocreales; Nectriaceae. The transcript has a single exon. The coding region runs from base 1 to 1095 and encodes 364 amino acids. The record is from RefSeq and is a predicted model, not a curated record.